CAUGGUUCCAGUUAUGAAAGGAAGGAAAACUACAGUUCACGCCAAAGAAGUUUGUCUCCAGAGGACAGGGAUAUAGACCGCCGCAGGUCUCCGUCUCCCAGAAAGAGAAGAUACUCUGAUGACAGCAGAUAUGAUCAGGAAUAUUCAAGAAGGGAGUACUAUGACGACAGAACUUCAGAAGGAAGAAGACCAGAAAGGGGGAGAGAGAGACACUAUGAGAAAUGGGAGGAGAGAGAAUCUGAUCGAAGGAAGGAAAGGAGAUACUCAUCACCAGAUCGUAGGAGUCCAGAGAAGUCAGCAGUCCAGAGCUCACUUGCUCAUGAUGAGACCACUUCAAAGAAGAAGAAAGAAGAAGUGGAUCCAAUCCUUACUCGCACAGGUGGUGCAUAUAUCCCACCUGCCAAGCUCAGGAUGAUGCAGGAGCAAAUCACUGACAAAAAUAGCUUGGCAUAUCAGAGGAUGAGUUGGGAGGCCUUGAAGAAGUCGAUCAAUGGUCUGGUCAAUAAAGUGAAUGUUUCCAAUAUAGAAAACAUCAUCCAUGAGCUCCUUCAGGAAAAUAUUGUUCGGGGAAGGGGAUUGCUUUCUAGAUCGAUUUUGCAAGCUCAGAGUGCCUCUCCAAUUUUUACACAUGUUUAUGCAGCUCUUGUGGCAAUUAUCAACUCAAAGUUUCCAAAUAUUGGUGAAUUGAUUCUCAAGAGGUUGAUACUAAAUUUUCGCAAAGGAUAUCGCAGGAAUGAUAAGCAACUCUGUCUAACAUCUUCAAAAUUUGUUGCGCAUUUGAUGAAUCAGAAUGUGGCUCAUGAGGUUUUAUGUUUGGAAAUGCUCACGUUGCUUCUUGAAAGGCCUACUGAUGACAGUAUUGAAGUAGCAAUUGGAUUUAUUAAAGAGAGUGGGCUCAAGUUAACAGAAGUUUCUCCUAGAGGUAUUAAUGCAAUCUUUGACCGUCUUCGGCACAUUCUGCAUGAAUCUAAAAUUGAUAUGCGUGUUCAGUAUAUGAUAGAAGUCAUGUUUGCUGUACGGAAGGAUGGCUUCAAGGAUCAUCCAAUCAUUCCAGAGGGUUUAGAUCUAGUGGAAGAGGAGGAUCAGUUUACUCAUAUGUUGCCAUUAGAAGAUGACUACAACCCAGAGGAUGUUCUUAAUGUUUUCAAGAUGGAUCCAAACUUUAUGGAAAACGAAGAAAAAUACAAAACGUUGAAGAAAGAAAUUCUUGAUGAAGGUGACAGCGAAUCUGAAGCAGAUCAAGAAGGUGCGAGUAGUGAGGAAGAUGAAGAGGAAGAUGAAGAUGGUGAUGAAGAUGGUCAGAAAGUUACUGUUCAUGACAAAACAGAAAUUAACCUGGUCUCCUUCCGUCGUACGAUUUAUCUUGCUAUUCAGUCAAGCUUAGACUUUGAAGAAUGUGCUCACAAACUGCUGAAGAUGGACUUUCCCGAAAGUCAGACUAAAGAACUCUGCAAUAUGAUACUUGACUGCUGUGCUCAGCAAAGAACAUAUGAGAAAUUCUUUGGGUUACUGGCAGGGCGUUUCUGCAUGUUAAAAAAAGAAUAUAUGGAGUCCUUUGAAGCUAUAUUCAAAGAACAAUAUGAUACCAUUCAUCGUUUGGAAACGAACAAACUGAGGAAUGUUGCCAAGAUGUUUGCUCAUCUACUGUACACCGAUUCAAUUCCCUGGAGUGUCCUUGAAUGUAUAAUACUGAGUGAAGAAACUACCACAUCCUCCAGCAGAAUUUUUGUCAAAAUAUUCUUUCAGGAACUCAGUGAAUAUAUGGGACUUCCAAAUCUAAAUGCAAGAUUAAAAGACGAAACAUUGCAGACUUUCUUUGAGGGAUUAUUGCCUCGGGAUAACCCAAGAAACACUCGCUUUGCCAUCAACUUCUUCACUUCUAUUGGCCUUGGAGGACUAACGGACGAAUUACGGGAGCAUCUGAAAAACGCACCAAAGAUGAUAAUGACACAAAAACAGGAUGUUGAGUCAUCAGAUUCCUCUUCAUCUUCAGAGACGGACUCUUCCUCAGAUUCUGAUUCUGACAGCAGCAGUAGUAGCUCAGAGUCAUCCAGCAGCAGUGACUCCUCAUCUAGCAGUGGCGACAGCAGUGACUCAGAUGUUCCUAAAGCCAAAAGAAGGAGAAUGCAAAAGAAAAAUAGAGAAUCUGAUAAAGUUUCCGGGAAAAAACAAGAACGGAAAAGGAAAUCAUGUGAAAAGAAAAUGAGAAGGAGGCAGCAAGAGGAAAGAAGUGAUACUGAGAGCAAAUCAGAAAGAGAUUACCGAAACUGGAGAGAAUCACACAGGAGAGAUGACGUAUCAAAAUACCACCACAGAGAGGAGUCCAAUGGCAGAGAUGGUUACCAUAGUGGAAAGGAUAGGAACCAUGAAAGAAGUAAGGAUCUAGAAAAUAAACACAGUAAUUCAAAGCCAAAGAAAGCAGAGAGAAGAGCUGCUUUGUCUGAUGAUGAAAAUUACAGACAUUGGAGCAAAGAUAAUGGACAUCAUAGUAGAAAUAGAGAGAGGUCAAAAUCCGCAGAGAGAGCCCAUAAUACUUCAAGUCCAAGAGAGGAGGAGCAAGGUGACCGAUACAGAAAUGGCUCAGAGAAACACCGAGAGAAGUACAGCCGUUACUCUGACCAGUACAGAGAAUCCAGGAAGAACGAGGACAGACGAAGGGAGAAUUCCCCACACAGACGAAAAUAA
Eurypyga helias (sunbittern) is the source of this 2685-nucleotide messenger RNA. RefSeq names its product CWC22 spliceosome-associated protein (gene CWC22). The transcript has 18 exons. The record is from RefSeq and is a predicted model, not a curated record. Gene Ontology annotation, cellular component: catalytic step 2 spliceosome. NCBI's taxonomy places the organism in Eukaryota, Metazoa, Chordata, Aves, Eurypygiformes, Eurypygidae. Gene Ontology annotation, biological process: mRNA splicing, via spliceosome. The annotation marks the transcript as partial. Gene Ontology annotation, molecular function: RNA binding; protein binding.